AUGCUUGUACACGCACUGACAGGUGAGAGUCAAAAAAUAGUAAAGAAAGUACUAUCAAAUGGACUUACUGUUUUACUUAAGCCCAUGCCAGUGAAAGAGUGUUUAAUUGGUCUGGCAAUAAAAGGUGGUGCAAUUGAGAGUUCAAAGCAGGGAUAUCCGAAUGGGACAGCACAUCUUUUAGAGCAUGUACUUAUUAACAGGAUCCCACGGGGUGUAAGAGACAAAAUGAACAUAAAUGGGAAAACAUCACAAACACACAUUUCAGUGUAUGGGCACACCAAAGAGAACAGUUCAAGAGUACUUACAAAGGAGUUAUUAAGCAGUAUAUCACACCCAGUAAACCAGAAGAGUAUUAAUGAAGAGGUACCAAGAGUUCUUAAAGAAAUAAGUAUGGUAAGCGGAACACAUUCAGACCAACAAGAGAAAUUUAUUACAGCUAUAACAGAGGACUCACAUUUACUCAACUCAUCUAUCCUGGGAACUGAAGAGACCAUUAAAAAUAUCAGUAAAGACCAUUUACAAAGAUUCCUUAGGAGUACAGCAGUCCCUGGGAGUGUACUAUUAGUUGGUAUGGGCAACAUACACGUGCCUGGUAUAUUGAAUAUCGCAAAAAGCAUUAAGUUAAACAGACCAAGUACAGAAUUACUGUCUAAUAAAGAGAGUACAUCACUCAUUCCGAAAUAUGCACAAGCACAAACAAGCACAGAUCCAGCAGCGAAUAAUAAUUUAUUUCUAAUGGGAUAUAAAUUUCCAUGGAAUAAAAACAUUAAAUCAUAUGCCACGUAUUUAGUAAUGGCCGAUUCUAUCCAGAGAGCACUCGACCCAUCCUUAGGGAUAACAGCUCAUUUGAGUUAUUCACAGCUAGGAGGAGUAUUAUACUUUACAAUUCCCACUAAAGUGUAUAGUAAGCAGGAAUUUACUUCUAUUAUUCAGAAGGCCACCAGGAAUAUUCAGAAGGAUUUAUCAGAAUUUAAAUAUGAAGAAGGUCUCAUGGGACUGCCGCAUUUAGACAUUUCUACAUACUUAUUCUCAAUAGGACUAGGCCCAACUUCCACUGAUGAUUUAUUUGAUGCGAUUAAGUCUAUAACUGAUUCUGAUAUUUCUGAGGGGGUAAAGGCCCUUAAUAUUUCUAAUUGUUAUACUUCCACUGACAGUGCUUAACCCGAAUAAUCCAAACUUAUUUAAAUCAUGCACCCAUAUUUUCAACAGUUUUAUUUAAAGUGUGCUGUAACAUUGUAUGAUUUAUACAAAGAUAUUUAGUAAUAGAACAGGAGAGUGUGUGUAGUGGGAUGAUUCUCAGUGUACAGAAGUAUUUCCAUAUUUUGAGUUAUUUAUGAUUAUAUCUGGGCAUGUCAAAUAUAAGGAAUUAGUCUAAUUACUGUAUAAUAUAAAGAAGAG
Molecule: messenger RNA, 1398 nt
Organism: Nematocida parisii ERTm1
Lineage: Eukaryota; Fungi; Microsporidia
Exons: 1
Coding region: 1-1161 (386 amino acids)
Molecular function (GO): metal ion binding
Source: RefSeq, a predicted model, not a curated record